Messenger RNA from Microsporum canis CBS 113480, 339 nucleotides. RefSeq names its product mitochondrial 37S ribosomal protein MRPS16. Bases 1 to 339 code for a protein of 112 amino acids. NCBI's taxonomy places the organism in Eukaryota, Fungi, Ascomycota, Eurotiomycetes, Onygenales, Arthrodermataceae. The transcript has 3 exons. The record is from RefSeq and is a predicted model, not a curated record. Gene Ontology annotation, cellular component: ribosome; mitochondrial small ribosomal subunit. Gene Ontology annotation, molecular function: structural constituent of ribosome. Gene Ontology annotation, biological process: mitochondrial translation.
AUGGUUCUCCGAAUUCGACUGUCCCGAUUCGGCAGAAAGCACGAUCCCUUCUACAACAUUGUGGUCUCACAAGCAAAAAUUGCACGCGACUCAAAACCCAUCGAAGUCCUUGGAACAUAUAACCCAGUCCCACAAAAGCCGGUUGGUCUGCUGGAUAGCGAAGCAAAGACUGCAAAACCAUAUAAAGAUAUUGCUCUUGACCGAAUAAGGACGAAAUACUGGCUUGGUGUAGGCGCUCAGCCUACUGAGGGUGUUGGCUUGGUUGAACCGAAAAUAGGCAAGGCGCAGAAGGCUCAGGCCAAUUUGAAGGCCGCGGGAAAAGCGGCAAAUACCAAUUAA